Pectinophora gossypiella (pink bollworm) is the source of this 3732-nucleotide messenger RNA. It is a transcript of the gene ace2, whose product is annotated as acetylcholinesterase-like. Gene Ontology annotation, biological process: choline metabolic process; acetylcholine catabolic process in synaptic cleft. Lineage: Eukaryota; Metazoa; Arthropoda; Insecta; Lepidoptera; Gelechiidae. The coding region runs from base 297 to 2228 and encodes 643 amino acids. The transcript has 7 exons. Gene Ontology annotation, molecular function: acetylcholinesterase activity. The record is from RefSeq and is a predicted model, not a curated record. Gene Ontology annotation, cellular component: plasma membrane.
GGCUCGGAGCGGACGUCUCGCUCGCUGCCACCAAUAAUUACAUAGAAUACAAAUCGCGCGUGUGUGAGUGUUACAAACUACAGUGAACACAUACACCCCACGUUCCACGGACUAAGGACUGUCCAGUCAAGGUCAUCAGGGCUACUUGACACCUGUUGUAUGUGUUACAUGUACUGCCGCAGCUGUGCGCUCGCGGAGCCGGAGUGAGACCAGAAAUGUGUUUCAACAAAUAUCUAAUCAAACUAGCGGACUAUUUCCGAUUACAUUGUAUCUUGUCUCGUUAAACAAACAUUCAAAUGAAAACCAACGACAUGAUCUGUCAUAGCAAAAUUGUAUUUACCAAACUUUUAUUGUGCUUCUUCGUGUCUGGUGGGUGGGGACGGUCUUGGGCGAACCACCAUGACACCACCACAUCCACCACACAGACCACACCGACGACCACUCCCUCGCCGAAGAAUUUCCACAACGAUCCGCUCAUCGUUGAGACCAAAAGUGGUUUGGUCAAAGGCUAUGCCAAGACAGUGAUGGGUCGUGAAGUGCACAUAUUCACUGGAAUCCCAUUCGCAAAACCUCCUCUAGGUCCUUUAAGAUUUCGCAAGCCUGUUCCGAUCGAGCCCUGGCAUGGAGUGCUCGAAGCCACCGCCAUGCCUAACAGCUGCUAUCAAGAGAGGUACGAAUAUUUCCCCGGUUUUGAGGGUGAAGAAAUGUGGAACCCAAACACUAAUAUCUCCGAGGACUGUUUAUAUUUAAACAUAUGGGUGCCGCAGCAUCUGAGAGUCCGCCACCAUCAAGAUAAACCUCUCACUGAGAGGCCAAAAGUGCCGAUACUAGUUUGGAUUUAUGGAGGAGGGUACAUGAGCGGCACCGCAACGCUUGAUCUGUACAAAGCAGACAUUAUGGCUUCUUCCAGUGAUGUGAUAGUGGCUUCCAUGCAAUAUAGGGUUGGUGCUUUUGGAUUUUUGUAUUUAAAUAAAUAUUUUUCUCCUGGAAGCGAAGAGGCGCCCGGCAAUAUGGGUCUUUGGGAUCAACAGUUGGCAAUUAGAUGGAUCAAAGAUAAUGCGCGUGCGUUUGGUGGUGACCCUGAAUUAAUAACGUUGUUUGGAGAAUCGGCGGGCGGUGGGAGCGUAAGUUUGCACAUGCUGUCACCAGAGAUGAAGGGGUUGUUUAAAAGAGGAAUACUGCAGUCGGGAACUUUGAAUGCUCCUUGGAGUUGGAUGACAGGAGAAAGAGCACAAGUGAUCGCGAACGUCCUUGUAGAUGAUUGUAAUUGCAAUAGCAGCCUCUUGGCGGCCGAUCCGAGUUUAGUGAUGGAUUGCAUGCGUGGUGUGGACGCGAAGACUAUUUCUGUGCAGCAAUGGAACUCCUACACUGGCAUAUUAGGGUUCCCGUCAGCACCUACCGUUGACGGUGUCUUCCUUCCCAAGGAUCCCGACACUAUGAUGAAGGAAGGAAACUUUCAUAACACUGAAGUGCUGCUAGGAAGCAAUCUGGAUGAAGGAACAUACUUCCUUCUAUACGAUUUCCUGGACUACUUCGAGAAGGACGGCCCGAGCUUUUUACAACGAGAAAAGUUCUUAGAGAUAGUCGACACAAUCUUCAAGGAUUUCUCCAAAAUAAAAAGGGAAGCAAUAGUGUUUCAAUACACAGACUGGGAAGAGAUCACGGAUGGGUACCUGAACCAGAAGAUGAUUGCGGACAUUGUGGGGGACUACUUCUUCGUGUGCCCCACCAACUACUUCGCCGAGAUCCUGGCUGAUGCUGGUGUGGAAGUCUACUACUACUACUUUACUCAUCGUACGAGUACCAGCUUGUGGGGCGAGUGGAUGGGUGUGAUGCAUGGUGAUGAGAUGGAGUAUGUCUUCGGGCAUCCACUCAACAUGUCCCUGCAGUACCACACGCGGGAACGAGACCUGGCCGCCCAUAUCAUGCAAUCCUUCACUCGGUUUGCUUUGACCGGCAAGCCACACAAGCCGGAUGAAAAAUGGCCCCUGUACUCCCGUGCGUCCCCGCACUACUACACGUAUACCGCGGACGGCACGAGCGGGCCCGCCGGCCCCCGCGGGCCCCGCGCCUCCGCCUGCGCCUUCUGGAACCAUUUCCUCAACAAGCUCAACGAAUUGGAGCAUGUUCCUUGUGAUGGCGCAGUGACGGGUCCUUACAGCAGCGUCGCCGGCACCAGUCUGCCUAUCAUGCUGCUUACCACACUCGCCACCACCACGGCGCUGUAGGUUGCUAUGAUAAUCUACCAACACGAGGCAGAAUAGGAAGUGGUUAAUCAUGAAGUCAGCUUAGAACAUGCGUGAGUGUAUUGUAAGUGUUGUUGUUGAAAGAAUUUGUUGAAGUUUUGUAAUAAAGCGGGAUUAUGGCCCUGAAUUAGGUCUUUUUUGAAGACAAGAUCGCAAUAUUGGAAUUUGGUAUGUCUGGAUUGUCAGUAAAACUAGCAAGUUCAAACGAAUUCGUUCGAUAACGAAACUUACAAUAGCCAUUAUUCCAAAUUCAAACGUGUAACUAAUCCUUAAAUGACUUCUCCGAAGUAUUUUAAAGAGACGAUUUAUUAAAGUGUAGAAGUAGAUAACAAAAUUUAAAAUAAAUCAAUAAAUGAGAUGUUUGGAUGGCAUUUUUUAAUGAAAAUGUUGUGACGUAUUUUUGAAAAUAAUGUGAAAUGAAUAAAUUAGACUUAGAUCUAUGUUUUGGAAGGUAAAAAUGAAAUUGUGUAUUUAUAUUAGAAAAUUAUCAUAGUAACAUAAGCUUAUACAUUCAGAAAAUGGCUUGAGAUAUUCACACUUACUCUAGGGAAAGUAGAAUAGAAAUAAUUGACUCUUAUAAAUAUUAUAAAGAAUUAUGUUAGUUAUAUGUUGUGUGUAAUUAGUUCCACAAUGUUCCUGUGAGUAGUAUGUUGUAUUAAACCUCAAAAUACCGGGUUUUUACCGCGUUAAAACAGGAAUAUGAGACUUCCCACCCGGACGACAACGAUUAAACGCGAUAAGAACCCGGUAUUAUGAUUUUUAAGUACGUUGUAUGUUUGAUGUUUUAAAAUUUUGUUACAAUGUGUACCUACUAUUUGGUAAAGUAAAGAAAUUGAUAUAAUUUGUGUAUAAUGUAAGUUUAGUGGAUGUCGUCGGCUUUGGUUGUUGAGCAGCUUUGCUUUCUCACGAACAGGUCAGUAACACGAUACAUAUCAAAGUGUGCCUCUGCUUAAAUAGCAAAUGAUACAUAUCUUUACUGUAGUGAAAUUUUAGAAUUUUAUAUGUAUUCGAGAUGAAUUAUAUGUCGAUUGUAUACUGAGAUGAAUUUUCAUCGUUUUUGCUAUCUUAUCUACUAAGUACAUUACUAAAUUCGUACCACUUGCGGAUCUUAUGAACUCUAAAUUCUUAUGACUUCGUACCGAUGAUAUGUAGUGUAUAUUGUAAAUAUAUUGCGAUGUAUUUAACGUUGUACAGGGCUAUUUACACUUGAUCUGCCACCAUUUAGGUCACGCCUAAAACGGUCGCAGUCGUCAACAACAUAUUAAUAUAGGUACACAAAUAAUAUAACCAUUAUCUUUAUAGAAAAAUGUAUGUACGUAUACACGUUAAUCAUUUAUUAUGCUUAUAACCAUUAAAUUAAUCAUUCAUUGACAUAAAUCUAAAUUUUGUUCUUAUAAAAAUGAUACAGCGUACCAUUUUGGUACAUUGUCCAUGGUACAUUCUGUCAUUUUCAUAAAGACGAAUUUUUUUUUUGUUUUUUUUUUUA